AAAGGAUCGGAUACGGUAGACAUAAGUGAUUUGCUCGAUUCAGGAAUUGCUGACAAAUCUGUAAUUAUAAAUAUAAAGGAGAAGCUAGGGGAUAGUCCGUGGAACAUACAGAAUUUAAUAGACUUAGGCUUAAACAUAAUUCAAAAAGACAACAACAAAAACGAUAAUGACGAUAAUGAAGAUAAAGACAACAACGCCAACAACGAUAACAACGACAACAACGAUAACAACGACAACAACGAUAACAACGACAACAACGAUAACAACGACAACAACGAUAACAACGAUAACGAACUAGAGCAGAAACAUGACAGCAGUGACAACAUCAUAUCCGAAAGUGAGGAAGCAUGUGAGGAAGCAUGUGAGGAAGCAUGUGAGGACGCAUAUGGUAGUGAACAGAAAGCUACAGGGGAAAAUCCAAGCGAAGAUGACGAAUUUUACAAUAAAAAAAUAAAAUUUAAUACUUGUGAAAGUAUAGAAGAAACACUCAAGGUCAUGAUACAGGGAAAUUUCAUUAGUUUACACCCUAUUGUUAAGGAAUUUGUCUUGUUAUUAUCCUUUCUAUUUAGCUGUAUAAGGGCGGAAUGCAGCAAAAAUGGGGACGAAAAUACACACAGUUAUAACAAUGGCUAUGAUAUUGGAAGUGGUGAUAUUGGGGGUGAGGACGUUGAUGGCGAUGGAACUGAUGAUAGUGAUAAAAGUAAAAGAACAUUUUUUCGGAAAAGGGCAAUCAAGCAGCACACAGUGGCGGGAGACACAAAUGACACAAAUUUAUGCACAAGUCAGAAUAAAAAAAAAAAAUUCAAAAUAAAAUUUAUGAACAUGCACAGUGAAAAUGAUAGUACCUUUUAUACAAAUUUAAGUUCAAAAGAAGAAGAUAAUAUAUUAAAUAAAGAUGCUUCAGAUAGCAUUUUUACCAAGUACUUUUAUAAAAAGUCCAGAAAGAAUAAUUGCAUAUGUGAAUUGAGCAGUGACAAUAUUUUUGGCUCAAAGUGCAGGGAAAGGGACCUCACAGGGUGUAAUACGCACACCAGCUACAACAGAAACUAUUAUGAAAAAUACAGACAGUCGUACGACAAACCAUACCUCGAAGCGCACUGUAAACCAUUUAAGACCAAACCGGAUAGAUACCUCCACCAGUGCUGCUUUAACGAGAGCAUGCUGAGGACUGGUGCCACAUCCAUCCUUUUCAAGUUAAGUAAAAAGGACAAACAAGAAUAUAACAUAGAGGAUAUUGAGCAGGCGCUAAAUCAAGAGAAUAUAAGCAAAGUUUGUGAGAGCAUUUACAAACACCUGCACAAAAUAAGAAAAAUGAAAAAUAGUCAGUUAAUAAAAAAAAGCAUAAAUCUUAUAAUGAUACUGCUAUACCUGACAUAUAUAUAUUUCGGUUUAUAUUUCCUCAAAACGAAGAAUAUAUACAUGAAGUUACACAAUUUGUAUAAACAGUUCAUUGAAUAUAAGAACAAGAAUGAUAAUAUAAAAAAUAAAUUAAAAAAAAAAAUGGAAGAAUAUUUAGAAGAAUUAAAAAUUAACGAACAGUACAUAGAAGAAUGUGAGAAAUACAAAGGUGGAUACACAGAAUUGAAAAAAGAAAAUGAAAAACUAAAAAAUUGUAAUAAUGUUAUUCAAAGAUUAAAAAAAAAGAUUACUUUAAUGGAAAAUGAAAAAAUUAUGAUCAUCAAAAAAAAAGAAGAAUUAGAAUUCAUUAUUAAACAAAAAAAUAUAUUAAUAGAGAGUAAAAAUAAAAUAAAAGACAGUGAAACAGAAAUAAAAAGAAAUCAUUUUAAAAAGACAAAGUUAGUCCAAAAGAAGGAUUGCACUAUAUCGAAUACCUUUAAAAAUACUAUCACUACCAGUACAUGUAGAAACUUCAUUAAUCAUAAGAGAGGGCACUCAUCAGAAGAAAAAAGCACAAUGCUAAUGGGGAAAUGCAUGGAAAAUAGUUAUCUACACGUAAUGAAUACCCACAACACGGGUGGAAGUACAUACUACAAGGAAACGCAGGUUGGGAGAAGGAUCUCUGUAGCAAGCAAGGCUGUUCAGGCGGUAGAACCAACUUCGUUAGGGUUACAUCCACUGGGGAAGGUAGAAGCAGAAGGAGUAAGUAACACGGGUAAGGGAGACACAGAAGGAGAAAACAACACAAAAGGUAAAGCAGAGUACGGGCAAACGAGGGUGAGCAAGAAGGGGAGGGAGGGAUCUAUCCCCAUAGGAGGGAAGAGCAAUCCAAAGGAAAAUAUGACAAAAUGUAAAAAUGACGAUUCAAAAAAAUCAUGUAUAUAUAAGAAUGGAACAGGUGUAUAUACCUGUAGGGGUAAUCCUUUGUUAAAUAUGCCAUCAGGUGAAGAAGCACAUGGUAGAAGUAUUUUAAGAUAUAAUGAUAAUUAUUUUAUGUUGUCCUCUAGAUAUGAAAGGGAAAAUUGGUCAGAAAGAUUAACUGAGAGUAGAUUUAAAAAGUGCUAUCUUCAUUAUGAAGCAGCAAAUAUGGAAGGAGCAAAUGAAUAUAUUUAUAAUGAAAUAAUAAAUAUGAAUAGGAGAAUAUUCAUUGAGGAUAUAUUUCAUUACUUAAUAAGUGAUUCUCACAUUUUUAAAGAAUUUGUAUUCGACAGAAUGUUCAUUUAUGAAAGUUUUAAUUUUAAUUUUAAAGAGAAUCGAACUAAUGGGUAUAGUAUUUUAAAUGAUAACACCCUAUGGAACAGCAUUUACUAUUUUGUUAAUUUACUUGUUCGUCUUUCUCGUACAUUUUGUAAUAUCAAAAGUAUUACAUACUCGAGUAAGGAAUUUAUUAGUAGUGAUUUCAAACAUUUGGACGAGUUUUUUCAUUCCAUUAUUUUUAAGGAGCAAUAUUUGACCCAAGGAGGGGAUGAUUAUCCCUGUUCUUCGGUGAAAUAUAUGAGACUGAUGAGACACAUCUUUCAUUUAAUAUGCGAAAGGAAUACCUAUUUAUUAGACUUGAACAGAAUGGAUGAAAACUUUGAUAAAGGUACUGACAAAGAACAGAUCAGUGCAACGUUUUUAGUAAAUGAUGAAAUAGAUCCAUUACCAUCCAACACAACUCCUUUUUUUUCUUCAUAUAUUUUUAAUCGCAAUUAUGGUGGAAGUAGGGGUAGAAGCCUUUAUAUGGUUGAUGGCGUUGAUAUGGUUGAUGGCGUUGAUAUGGUUGAUGGCGUUGAUAUGGUUGAUGGCGUUGAUAUGGUUGAUGGCGUUGAUAUGGUUGAUGGCGUUGAUAUGGUUGAUGGCGUUGAUAUGGUUGAUGGUGGUGAUAUGGUUGAUGGUGGUGAUAUGGUUGAUGGUGGUGAUAUGGUUGAUGGUGGCAAUUACCAUCAUGAUGAUGGCUAUUAUUGCUGUUAUAACAAGGAUAGAGGCAUCCAUGAUGAGUUAAUUCACAGAGGGAGAUCACAAGUAGACAUGAUUUUAAAAAAAAAAAAAAAAAAAAAUUGUAUUGGUAUCUUCCUUCCUCUACUUAAUAAACAAUAUUUUUUGCGUACUUAUAGUAUGAAAGAAGAAGAAAAGAACGCUAAAAUUUUGUACAAUAAAAUGGAUCAGACAUGUAAGAACCUCGACCACAUAGGAUCAAAAAACACAAACAAUAACAACUACUCCUUUUUGUGCACACAGAUACAACAUCCUAACACCAUUGUCAAUACAAUUGAUUACAAAAAUAUUAAAUCAAUUGCCAAAGAAAUGCAUCAAUGUAACAUGAAGAGAUACAACCAUACUCAAAUGCACUCUAGGAAAUGUGUUCUCACACGUUCUGCAAGUGAUGGCUGUCUUUACAGUAGCAUUACACGUAAAAGGCGCUCUGCACAUACACGAAAUGCUGCUUAUAUGUUACAUGAAUUGCGCGCAUCGCCUAUUCCGCGCAACUCUGACUACGUACAGUCACACAGAGAACACCUAAUCAACAUUUCCUUUUUAAAACCCCCCUUUUACAAAAACUUUUCAAAUGCCAAGUUUACAAACUUUUACAUCAACGCGAACAGUCAAGUUAUAUAUGCUUCUAAUCUGUUUGAGUGUGAAAAAGGUUAUUUCUAUUUACGUAAACAUAUCAGUCCAAUUGUGGCCUGUUCAAGUUGGGCAAGUCCAAGUAGCAUCAAUUCAAAAGCCAACAUGAGUUUCCACGGGGAAAUCUUUCAACAUGUGAGACACAAACACAAAUGGUAUGAACACGCAAGGAAGAAAACAAAAACAAAUAGCACCAUACAAAGCGCAAUAAACACUGUAAAGUCAAAAGUACAGGGAAAACCAAAAGAAGGAAGGGAUAAAUUGCUACCUUAUCAGAGUUAUCUGCUCCAUUUGCCUGAACAAAGCAAUAAUAAAAAUCUCUUCCUAAAAAGAGAGCGUAUAAAUGAUCAGAAAAAGAAAAAUGCUAACAAGCGUUUACGUACAUUAACAGAUAUCAUAGUGCACGGAAGAGGUAAAUAUUUAACUAACAAGAAAAAACACACAAGAUGGAAAGGAUUAAAAAAGAACCUCCAUUCUAGAAGGGAAGAAAGGAUACAAAUACAUGCAGAUAGUGAUAUGGCAGAGAAGAGAAGACGUAGAUAUAUUAUAAGGAAGCAGAUUUGUCAAAAGAAUGUACAACAGGUUAAAGGAUAUGUGUUAUGUUCAAGUAAGCAAAACGGGAGAAGAGAUCGAAAAGAUGGAAAAGGAGAAUUAAAAGAAAAGGUAAACCUUAAGAACAAAUUAACUAUGGUCAAUAUGUUCAACUUCAACAGAGCAUUACACCUGUCCCUGUUCAUUAAAUUGAUAAAAAGAACUAGUCAUAUAUAUAAGGAAGUGUUUCUAACGAAUAUACAAGAUGGUAGGUUUUUAUCUAGUGAUGAUAAUAUUAUAGUCAUAAGGUAUUCUAGUCUUAAAAAAAAAAAAUAUAGCAAUGAUUUUCACGAUGAAAUUAAUCCAUUUAUAAGGAGGAUAUACUUUACCCCUACGUUACACAAUUGCCUCUUCUUCCCAUUUUGUUCUACUUUCUCACGUAUUUAUAGAGCCUUUAGUUUGCUAAAAAGAAAGAAAGAGCAUUUUAAAAGGAAGAGUUGUCCUUAUAUCGUAUGUCCUAACGCAUCUGGUAUUUCUUUGCUCAAGUGGAGUGAUGUCAAAAGGAAAAAGAACAAAAAAAAAUAUAAAAAUCGACGUGCAGUAGUGAAUACCAACUACGGUACCGUUAAAAAGGAAGAAGCAAAAGAAAGGGAGAAAGAGUGGCAGCAAAACAAAAAGCAUCUUCAUAAAUAUGUCAACACAAAUUACUCAUACCACUUAGCAAUAACAAAAUCCUUACGCAUUUUGGCCUUAUCGAUAUUCGUUCUUUUUCUCUUCUUGGUAGAUGCUUAUAUGCUAAACAGUUAUAUAUUUUCUUCUCUCUUUUAUUUCUUAUGUUUCUUGCUGUUCCUUUUUAUGUCAUUAUUUAGAACCAUGUUAUAUAUAAUCAUCACUCCUUUAAAUAAAAAAAUUAUAACACAAGAAGUUUUAGACUUUUUUUCCAUUCAUCUUGUUCAAAUGAUCAAUUACUUACGCCUGUGUCUGUAUCGGGAUGGUACUUACAUAGAAUACACAUAA
Molecule: messenger RNA, 5553 nt
Organism: Plasmodium malariae
Lineage: Eukaryota; Apicomplexa; Aconoidasida; Haemosporida; Plasmodiidae
Product: conserved Plasmodium protein, unknown function
Exons: 3
Source: RefSeq, a predicted model, not a curated record